AUGGUUUUGGCACUUUCUUUGCUCGCGGUGGCCACGACCAUUGCGUUUGGCCAACCUGGAUAUGGGACUCUGCUUCCCGAUCCAGGCAAUGACCACCCCUUCAAGGUCGCUGUAUCGCACUUUUCUCUUACGGACAAUACGCCCAGGCCCUCAUAUGCCAGCGGCACUCCGGCUCGCACCAUCAUGGCCACCCUGUUCAUGCCCGUUGCUCGAGAUGCCUGUGCCUCGGAAUGCAGGAACAUUUACAUGCCUGGCAAGACGGCGCGCGCUUCAGACGAACAGUUCAUUCUAAAUACUACGGGUCCCGUCUUUGGAACGAUGGAGUAUAAUGCCUGCUGUGGCAACAAGAACAGCACCAUUGACGCCUCCAAGCUCAAGGUUGUGGUCCUCGAACCGCAGGUGGAUACCAGCCGUCUCCUCUACGUCAACAUGGCGCGUUUCAUCAGCGCAAACGGCGUCGUAGUCAUCCUGCUUGACCACCCGGGCGACAGCCGCAUCACCGAGUUCGACGGCAAAGGCAGCCUGCCAACAAUCUACAACAACGGCACCGUCCCCCUGUCCAACCUCGCCCCACUGACUGCCUGGAACAAGACCGUCGUCGAUGCGUUGGACACCCGCAUCGCCGACAUCCAAUUUGCUCUCCGUCGUCUCGCCGCCAUGGACCUCCAGUCCUUCUACCCCACCCUUACCUUCAACUCCUCCCUCGACACGCAAUACUUCGCCGCCAUCGGCCACGGCUUCGGCGGCACCAUCGCAACCACCCUCUCCCUGACGACCAACCGCACCCGCUUCAGCAUCAACCUCUCGGGCUCCCCACCAGGCUACAGCUCCUACGACGACAUGUUCACAAUGGCAACCACCUACUUCUUCGGCCGCUCCGACUACACCCGCGCCGACGACUUCGCCUGGCCCCGCCUCUGGCCCCAACUCACGGGCAUCGCCACCGAAUUCGACCUUGCCAACUCGGCAAUCUUUGACUUUUCAGACCUCCCCGUCGUCGUCGAGGUUGCGCGCACGCAUGGCAAGGAAGGGGUGCGGGGUGCGGGUGCGCGCGGGAUUGCGCCUGCGCCUACGGCGCGUGCGAAUCAGGCAAUGUUGUGUUUUGUCGAGGCGUUGGUGCGGGAGAAAUUGCUGAUGCAGGAGCGGGUUGUGCAGGGCUGUUUGAGGUUGUUUCCGGAGAUGACGCCGUAUGCUAGAUGA
Messenger RNA from Plenodomus lingam JN3, 1200 nucleotides. RefSeq lists its product as uncharacterized. Lineage: Eukaryota; Fungi; Ascomycota; Dothideomycetes; Pleosporales; Leptosphaeriaceae. The record is from RefSeq and is a predicted model, not a curated record. Gene Ontology annotation, molecular function: 1-alkyl-2-acetylglycerophosphocholine esterase activity.